Messenger RNA from Psylliodes chrysocephalus, 1101 nucleotides. NCBI's taxonomy places the organism in Eukaryota, Metazoa, Arthropoda, Insecta, Coleoptera, Chrysomelidae. The record is from the annotation of a GenBank genome assembly.
GACAAAUUACAACUCAACAAAAUUUAACAUUUAACCUCAAAUUAUAAAGGUAAACAAUGGGCUCUGAACAAUCUAAUCAAUCUGGAGGCCAAAAUGCUCAAAGACAAAGCAGUUUUAACAAAGAAACAGCUAAACCACCUAAUGUUCGACGUCAACACACUAUUGCCAAUCCUGGAGGAAGCGAAUUUACUUCAGAAAAUAUUGAUAUUAGACCAGGAUCUAUAUCUCCAGGACCUAGUGUUUGCAGUGAUGUAGAUUUACCUUAUAUCAGUUAUACUGUUAAUAGACCAAUUGGAGACUCCCCGAAAUUAACGAACAAACAACUUGUUAAAAAAUCGUCGACCAGACGAAUGCAAACACCGAAAUUAUCGAAAAACAAAUCAGCUCAUAACAUAGUCGUCGUUCGCGGGGCUACUCCGACCUCUGCAGCAACCGAAAAAGACCCAGAAAUUUUGAGAUUGCAAAGUAUUCCAAUGUUUUUACCGAUUAUGAGAGCUACUCUAAAUUUACCUGCAGCUAGAGACCCUGAAGUACUUGAAAGACUGGAUCCAACGCCUAUUAGAAAUCUUUGUUUGAGGUAUCAGCACCAUUUGACUGCAGCUGCAAACCUUGUGGCUACUGAACAGAACCAAAUCACCCAUAAAAUUAGAGAGGUAGAUGUAGAAAUAUCUAAAGCUGUAGCUCUAGUCACUGAAAAACAGCGCAAAUUUCAGAAGUAUUCUGAAAAAUUAUUGCAAGUUACUCAGCUAUCACACCAGCUGAACCGUUGCCACAGUAUGUUGAAUUUAACUCUAGAGUCUAUGGAAACUUUGAAUAAUUAUUUGGAUGUUGAGGACAGGUUGGAACCCUUUGUUUGGACAACAGGAUGAGAAUCAAUGAGCGAUUCUUCUGGCUGUGAUGAAGAAUUUAAUUCAAAUGAGAGUCAAUGUUAAUGUUUUUUUUAUAUAUAUAAAAGAUCUCUAGUUGCAUACUAUAUUUGGAACACAGACUGGUAGUGUUGGCGUAGAACGCUGGGUAGAAAUAUGUUAAAUGUACAAAGUUUAUUUUAAAAUUGUAAUGUCUAAAAUUUACUAUUUGAUCACUCUGUAAAUUACGCUUAAA